AUUUGAGAUAUGAAUUUGUAUAUACUCAAAUGAGUCACUAUUAUAAAUUCAUUCAUUCCCUUUGGAUAUACUAUCUUGCUUCAAAACACCACACAUUUCUCUAUCUCAGCAAAACAACAUAGCCAUGGCCACAUCAAUCUCUGCUGUUAAUCCUAUCAGCAAAACUCCAUUGAGUUUGAAUAAUUCUCGAGCAGUAGCUUCAGCUUCAAGUUCAUCUUUCUUUGGAAGCAGUUUAAAGAAGGUUAUCUCAAAGGUUUCAAACACCAGGGUUUCUUCCAAUGGAAGGUUCAAAGUUGUUGCUGCUGAGAUUGAUGAGAGCAAGCAAACUGAUAAGGAUAGAUGGAGAGGUUUGGCUUAUGAUGUUUCGGAUGAUCAACAAGAUAUCACGAGAGGGAAGGGUUUGGUUGACUCAGUUUUUCAAGCUCCGGAUAAUUCUGGAACUCAUUAUGCAGUCAUGAGUUCUUAUGAGUACAUUAGUACCGGACUUAAACAGUACAACCUUGACAAUAUGAUGGAUGGAUUUUACAUUGCUCCUGCUUUUAUGGACAAGCUAGUUGUUCACAUCACCAAGAACUUCAUGAGUCUUCCUAACAUCAAGGUUCCUUUGAUUCUUGGUAUCUGGGGAGGUAAAGGUCAAGGAAAAUCUUUCCAAGCUGAGCUUGUUUUUGCCAAGAUGGGAAUCAACCCAAUCAUGAUGAGUGCUGGAGAGCUUGAAAGUGGAAAUGCAGGAGAACCAGCAAAACUGAUAAGACAGAGAUACCGAGAAGCGGCCGACAGAAUAAAAAAAGGGAAAAUGUGUUGUCUAUUCAUAAACGAUCUUGAUGCAGGAGCGGGUCGAUUAGGAGGAACAACACAGUACACAGUAAACAACCAAAUGGUAAAUGCAACACUUAUGAACAUUGCUGAUAACCCAACAAAUGUUCAACUACCUGGUAUGUAUAACAAAGAAGAGAAUCCGCGUGUUCCGAUCAUUGUUACUGGUAAUGAUUUUUCAACAUUGUAUGCUCCUCUCAUUCGUGACGGUCGUAUGGAGAAAUUCUACUGGGCACCUACGAGAGAAGAUCGUAUCGGUGUUUGUAAAGGAAUUUUUAGGCAUGAUAAUGUUCCUGAAGAGGAAGUUGUUAAGAUUGUUGACACUUUCCCCGGUCAAUCUAUUGAUUUCUUUGGUGCAUUGAGGGCUAGAGUAUAUGAUGAUGAAGUGAGAAAGUGGAUCUCUGGCGUUGGAAUUGAAGGCAUUGGGAAGAAGCUUGUGAACUCAAAAGAAGGACCUCCAACUUUUGAUCAACCAAAAAUGACAUUGGAGAAAUUGUUGGAGUAUGGUAACAUGCUCGUUCAAGAACAAGAGAAUGUUAAGAGAGUCCAAUUGGCAGAUAAAUACUUGAGCCAAGCUGCUCUUGGUGAUGCCAAUGAGGAUGCUAUCAAGAGUGGAACUUUCUAUGGGAAAGCAGCACAGCAAGUAAAUAUUCCUGUUCCCGAAGGUUGUACGGAUCCAAAUGCUAAAAACUACGACCCAACUGCUAGAAGUGAUGAUGGAACAUGCUUAUACACAGUUGAAUAAUCUAAAAAAACUCCUAUUAGGUAAAGUUAAUGAGGAGAAGCUGAGGAUUUAGAUAAUAGUCGAAUAAUUUUAUCAUCUUGUUAAAAUUGUGAUCCAUAGUUGAGAUUUAUUGUGCACAAUGUUAAUGUUAAUCAGAUUGGUUGCAUGUUGAGCUUAAUGUAUUUUCAUUCAUCUAAUCCAUAAUGUAUUAUGGUAUCAAAAGAUGUAGAAUAAUUCCAAGAACCUUUUUCCUUCUUUCACAA
Lathyrus oleraceus (garden pea) is the source of this 1800-nucleotide messenger RNA. Its product is annotated as ribulose bisphosphate carboxylase/oxygenase activase 2, chloroplastic. Bases 125 to 1558 code for a protein of 477 amino acids. The transcript has 7 exons. NCBI's taxonomy places the organism in Eukaryota, Viridiplantae, Streptophyta, Magnoliopsida, Fabales, Fabaceae. Gene Ontology annotation, molecular function: ribulose-1,5-bisphosphate carboxylase/oxygenase activator activity; ATP binding; ATP hydrolysis activity. Gene Ontology annotation, cellular component: chloroplast stroma; thylakoid. The record is from RefSeq and is a predicted model, not a curated record.